This is a messenger RNA of Arabidopsis lyrata subsp. lyrata, 626 nucleotides long. Its product is annotated as protein NIM1-INTERACTING 2. The transcript has a single exon. The record is from RefSeq and is a predicted model, not a curated record. Lineage: Eukaryota; Viridiplantae; Streptophyta; Magnoliopsida; Brassicales; Brassicaceae. Bases 141 to 494 code for a protein of 117 amino acids. Gene Ontology annotation, biological process: regulation of systemic acquired resistance.
UUUAGUGGUUGACAAUAUCGACCGUCCAAAAUCCACACCGACGGCUAUAAGAGUUUCAUUAUAAGGUAGCAAAAUAAUUCCGCAAAUAUUAAUUUUCUUGUCCACGCUAAACGACGCCGUUAAAUUUUCUUUUGGCUAACAUGAGUUCGGUGAAGAGAGAGGAACGCCGGGAAGAAGAUAACGGAAACAUAGAGAAACCGUCGACGGAAGUUGUUCGGACGGUAACGGAGGAAGAGGUGGAUGAGUUUUUCAAGAUAUUACGGAGAGUACACGUGGCGACAAGAACGGUAGCGAAAGUUAACGGCGGUGUUGUUGAACGAGAGUUACCGUCAAAGAAGAGGAAACGGACUCAGAAUCUUGGGUUGAGAAAUUCGUUGGAUAGUAACGGCGUUCGAGACGGAGAACUCGAUGGGAUUAAUCGGGUCGGGUUACAGGGUUUGGGUUUGGAUCUGAAUUGUAAACCGGAACCAGACUGCGUUAGUUUGUCGUUGUAGUCCUUUCAAGUUUUUCUCCUUCUUACAAUAAUCUAUUUUUUUUUAACUAAAAUAAAAUUUUAAAAUGGAGUAAAAGAAAAGUAUUAUAAUGUAAUCCAAUUUCAAAUUCUACAAUUUUAUAGGUACAAUGAA